ACUUGUUCAACCAUCAUCCUCAUCUUACAGUUGUUGAAUUUAAUCUUGCAACCAGUAUGACCAGAUUCACACUAGUUAUUCUAAUCUAUUUUACGGUGCUACUACAGAUUAAGUGCGAAAUUCAAUGUGGCGUUCCUACAAUUAUAAAAAACCAAUUAAUCGUUAAUGGCCUAAAUACAGCUCCUGGUGAAUUCCCAUGGCAUGCUGCCAUUUACCAUCGAAAAUCAACUACCGAGGAGUAUAAAUGUGGUGGAACUUUAAUUAGCAAUUGGUUUAUCCUGACUGCAGCCCAUUGCGUGACAACUGGGAAUGGCAACGUUCUCGCUACCGAAUCCGUUUUUGUGAAACUGGGUGUCCAUGAUUUGAGAAAACUGUGGAAAAAAUCAGCUCAGCAACAUGACCUCACCAAAAUAAUCAAAGAGCCUCGGUUCAGCUCUGAAACAUUGACACACGACAUAGCUAUGCUGAAGCUUGCAUCGGAAGCUGAAUAUGAUAGAUACGUCAUACCCGCGUGUCUAUACAAGGAAGAUGAUCUGCCAGGACAGCUCGGAACGGUUAUUGGGUAUGGAUUAACCGAACAGGACGUUUUGGCUAUGGUAUUGAAGAAGGCGACUAUGCCAGUGAUUGGGUAUCCGGAGUGUUUGGAAAGUGAUCGAGAUUUUUUUGCUCAUAGCUUGUCAGAUGGGGUAAUAUGUGCUGGAUACACAAAUGGCACUGCUGCAUGCAAUGGAGAUAGUGGUGGUGGAUUGUUCAUACAAAAGCAUGGUGCAUGGUAUUUAGGUGGAAUUGUUUCCCAUACCAGGAAGCGAGCUGAUAAUUCAUUAUUUUGUCAAACUAAAGGAUAUGCAAUCUACACGAAAAUUACAAAAUAUUUACCAUGGAUUCACAGUACUAUGCGUAAAACAGUACGGGAAGAUGGCCUAACCUCGGCAAGCACUAAUUCAGACCGAGUGGUGUCCUGCUACAUAUCAACGUGGGCCGUCUACCGGAGUGGAUCUGGAUCAUUCAACUUGGACCAGGUUGACCCUAAACUAUGCACACAUGUCAUAUAUGCUUAUGUCGGAUUAGAUACAGAGAACAACACAAUUAAAACACUAGACCCGUGGAAAGACUUAAAGGACAACUACGGUUUGGGUGGUUUCGAAAAACUAGUCGGUAUGCGUAAUUCCAACCCGCACCUGAAAGUAAUGAUUUCGUUGGGUGGUUGGAAUGAGGGUUCCGUGGAAUAUUCUAAACUGGCAGCCAAUUCUCAAAGGCGGCAAACUUUUGCUGAAAAUGCGCUUGAAUUUAUAAAACGGCACGGCUUCGAUGGACUAGAUAUAAACUGGGAGUACCCAACGCAACGCGGUGGUAAACCUUACGAUCGAGAGAACUUCGUUCUGCUCGUCAGAGAACUAAGCCAAAAGUUUUCAAGAAAUAAUCUCCUAUUGACCUCAACCAUUGAAUCUAAACAAUAUACAAUAGACGCGGCCUACGAUAUAAAAAACCUGGUCAAGUACUUGGAUUUGUUGCACAUCAAAUCAUAUGACUAUAAAGGAAGCUGGAACAAGAAAGUUGGAUUCAAUGCGCCACUCAAGGGUGACGAUGUUCACAAUAUCGAAACAUCAAUCGAUCAUUUAAUAGCUUUAGGAGCCCCAAGAAACAAGAUUGUUCUUGGUAUACCUUUCUAUGGACGAACAUUUAUAACCGAAACAGUACCCGCAAAGAUAGGCGAUCCAUCGGAAGAAAUGGGCUUCUCUGGUCCUUACACAAACGAAAAUGGAUUCAUAGGCUACAAUGAAAUUUGCGCAGAGUUAAAGGCAAAACCAUACCUUUGGCAGAUAUCUUGGGAUACGAAUGCUGCAGAGGUGGUCGCCCAAAUGCAGGGCAGCAACAGUAGCAAAGUGAUUAUAUACGACAGCACUCGGUCGAUAGCCCUGAAGGUGCGCUAUGCCGUGCGAAAAAAUCUUCGUGGUGUAAUGGCCUUCUCCAUCGACAUGGAUGACUUCAACGGGAUUUGUAAUCCGGAAAAGGACACAUUUGUGGACUUCAGCAAUCAAUUGACUAGUUCACCUAUCAAGGACAAAUAUAAGCUACUACGAACAAUCAAUGACGCAAUUAUAGUAUCGGUUGGAGAAUUGAAUCAAGAAUGAAAACCUCAAAAAAGUAUACCUUAGAUAUAAAAUGGUAUGAAAUAUGCUGUGACUAGCAUUUAAGAAUUGCUAAUAGUAAUCUAAUGAAAUUAUUCUAAAAGUGAGCAGCAGAACGCUAUGUUAGUUAGUAAUAAUAAAAAAAUUAGAGACACAAUACAUUACAUUAAUAGAAA
Armigeres subalbatus is the source of this 2305-nucleotide messenger RNA. RefSeq names its product probable chitinase 2. The transcript has 4 exons. The coding region runs from base 57 to 2132 and encodes 691 amino acids. NCBI's taxonomy places the organism in Eukaryota, Metazoa, Arthropoda, Insecta, Diptera, Culicidae. Gene Ontology annotation, molecular function: chitin binding; chitinase activity; serine-type endopeptidase activity. Gene Ontology annotation, biological process: carbohydrate metabolic process; chitin catabolic process; proteolysis. Gene Ontology annotation, cellular component: extracellular region. The record is from RefSeq and is a predicted model, not a curated record.